Messenger RNA from Pediculus humanus corporis (human body louse), 951 nucleotides. RefSeq names its product GDP-L-fucose synthetase, putative. The record is from RefSeq and is a predicted model, not a curated record. The coding region runs from base 1 to 951 and encodes 316 amino acids. NCBI's taxonomy places the organism in Eukaryota, Metazoa, Arthropoda, Insecta, Psocodea, Pediculidae. Gene Ontology annotation, molecular function: GDP-L-fucose synthase activity. Gene Ontology annotation, biological process: nucleotide-sugar biosynthetic process. The transcript has 6 exons.
AUGUCUGAAGUUAUCAUUGUUACUGGAGGUACAGGUUUGGUUGGUCAAGCAAUUGCUGAAAUUAUUAAAUUAGAAAAAAAAGAAAAUGAAAAUUGGAUUUUCUUAAGUUCUAAAGAUGGAGAUCUUAGUAAUUUGGAAGAAACUAAAAAAAUUUUUCAAAAGUAUAAACCGACACAGGUUAUACAUUUAGCUGCCAUGGUCGGAGGACUUUUUCACAAUAUGGCUCACAAUUUGGAUUUUUUCAGAAAGAAUAUGCAAAUAAAUGACAAUGUUUUAGCAACUAGUCUCGAAUACAAAGUUAAAAAAGUUGUUUCUUGUUUAUCAACUUGUAUAUUUCCAGAUAAAACAACAUAUCCGAUUGACGAAACCAUGUUACAUCAAGGUCCUCCUCACUCAUCUAACUUUGGUUAUAGCUAUGCAAAAAGAAUGGUAGAUAUUCUAAAUAAGGGUUACCAUCAACAACAUAAUGCAAAUUUUACAUCUGUAAUUCCUUGCAAUGUUUUCGGUCCUCACGAUAAUUACAAUUUGCAAUCGAGUCAUGUAAUUCCAGGAUUAAUAAGAAGAAUGUAUGUAGCUAUAAAGUCAGGGGAAAAUACUUUUAGUGUUUACGGAACUGGAAAACCUCUCAGGCAAUUUAUUUAUUCAUUAGAUUUAGCUAAACUAAUGAUUUGGGUUUUGAGGGAGUACAAUGAAGUAGAACCGAUAAUUUUAUCAGUCGAUGAAAAAGAUGAAGUGAGUAUAGCUGAAGCUGCGACAGAAAUAUCUAGAGCAUUUAAUUUUCAAGGAAAAAUCACAUUCGACACAUCAGCCGCAGAUGGUCAAUUUAAAAAAACCGCAAGCAAUGCUAAGCUAAGAAAAUAUUUGCCUCAUUUUGAAUUUACUCCAUUUUCAAAAGCGAUUAAAGAAAGUGUAACAUGGUUUCAAAAUAAUUAUGAGAGAGCAAGAAAAUAG